CAUAUACACACACACAGCACACACACACACACACACACACACACACCAAGUAAUUCGUCAAAGAAGGUUAGGAAUUGCUGCCGGCGGUCACAUGGUUUAAACGUUCAGGUGUGUAGCCACUGCCACAGGACUUUACGCAUUUGCACUGUCCAAACGAAGUGUGAAUGCUAGGAGAUACGAGAUUAUGAAAGCUAGACAACGUAUACGUGAUGCUAAUGUUGUAGACUAAUCUGUUAUCAAGAAAUCAAGAGAGAUAUAAAGUGCAUAACUUGAAGAAUGGCAGAACUACCACAAUUGGAUGAAGAUAAGCUUAAGUUGGUACAGCAGUUGGAGAUAGAAAUGAUGUCAGACAUGUAUAACCGUAUGACAUCUGCGUGUCAUAGAAAAUGUAUCGCACCAAAGUAUACUGAGGCCGAGCUGGGUAAAGGAGAAUCGAUAUGUCUAGAUCGUUGUAUCGCCAAAUAUCUAGAUGUUCACGAACGUAUCGGCAAGAAGCUCACACAAAUUUCAAUGCAAGAAAGAAAGCUGCAGAGCAAUCAAAGACAAGUUGAAUUGAUUACUACUUUAGUUUCAUUUCACACGUACUUUUACAACCUUAUAAGAAGUCUAACUUCCCUUCAGUUAAUGUACAGUUUCUAAAGAAUCUGUAACUCAAAUGAAUUAAGAGUUGAGAUGUAAAAUGUGACGUCAUAGCAACUUGUAUUUAAUUCGGUUUAUGAAUAAACUGAACUUUAUGAGAUGUUAAA
This is a messenger RNA of Ooceraea biroi (clonal raider ant), 746 nucleotides long. It is a transcript of the gene Tim10, whose product is annotated as translocase of inner membrane 10. The record is from RefSeq and is a predicted model, not a curated record. Gene Ontology annotation, biological process: protein insertion into mitochondrial inner membrane. Gene Ontology annotation, cellular component: mitochondrial inner membrane. NCBI's taxonomy places the organism in Eukaryota, Metazoa, Arthropoda, Insecta, Hymenoptera, Formicidae.